Dimorphilus gyrociliatus is the source of this 523-nucleotide messenger RNA. NCBI's taxonomy places the organism in Eukaryota, Metazoa, Annelida, Polychaeta, Dinophilidae. The record is from the annotation of a GenBank genome assembly.
AAUGGCUCUUAACUACGAUUCGAGUCAAGGCCUAUUAGCCGAUUGGAUAUACAUGUGCACUGAAUGUUUAAAUGUUGUAUAUCAUUUGAAUUUUUCUCGUGAAAUUAAACCAAAACUCAUUUGUGCCGCUGGAAGAGAGUUCGGAUCAAAUACAAUAAUUUCGGAAAUGAAAGUUGAAUGCAGUUCAAGCUUUCUAGAAACUCUUGAAUUUCCCAAUUCAAGACUUAGAAAGUGUUUUAAUUAUUCAGAAGAUUCAUUGGAAACGGGCCUUAAAAUGUGGAUUUCAAAAUUGUAUGAUCCUGAUGGACAAAAUCUCAGACUUGCUUACCUGCAAGUCUAUAUUCUGGAUAAUCCUCAGAAAUAUUUUGAUAUAGAAACAACUGAACAACUUGUCUAUCAUCUUCCUUCUUCCCUUCAAAAUACCAUCACCCUAUCCCUCAGUUUUGGCGUUAAAAUCCUUAGCAAUGGAGGUAGCAAUUGCCAUUCUUUAAUUAUUGGCUUACUAAAUGAAACAUCAAGAUAA